GAAGCUCUUCUUUGAGAUGGCAGACCGCCUGGCGGAGGACGGCUGGAGGGACCUGGGCUACAAGUACGUCAACAUCGAUGACUGCUGGUCAGCCAAGCAGCGGGAUGCGGCAGGACGGCUGGUUCCCGACCCCGAGAGGUUUCCCAGCGGGAUUAAGGCUCUGGCUGACUACGUCCACUCCCGGGGCCUGAAGCUGGGCAUUUACGGCGACCUGGGCACCCACACCUGCGGGGGCUACCCGGGCACCACACUGGACCGCGUGGAGCAGGAUGCCCAGAGCUUUGCGGAGUGGGGUGUGGACAUGCUGAAGCUGGAUGGGUGCUACUCGUCGGGAGAGGAGCAGGCGAAGGGCUACCCAGAAAUGGCGAGGGCAUUGAACGCCACAGGCCGCCCGAUUGUCUACUCCUGCAGCUGGCCAGCGUAUCAGGGGGGGCUUCCGCCCAAGGUGAACUACACCAUCCUGGCAGAGGUCUGCAACCUGUGGCGUAACUACGACGACAUCCAGGACUCCUGGGACAGCGUGCUCUCCAUCCUGGACUGGUUCUCCGCAAACCAGGACGUGCUGCAGCCGGCAGCUGGCCCCGGGCACUGGAAUGACCCGGACAUGCUCAUCAUUGGAAACUUCGGCCUUAGCCACGAGCAGUCACGCUCCCAAAUGGCCUUGUGGACAGUGAUGGCAGCUCCACUCCUCAUGUCCACGGAUCUCCGCACCAUCUCCGCGAGCGCCAAGGAGAUCCUGCAGAACCGCCUGAUGAUCCAGAUCAACCAGGACCCUCUGGGAAUCCAGGGGCGCAGGAUUGUCAAGGAGAAAUCCCACAUCGAGGUGUUCCUGCGCCCGCUGUCCCAGGCUGCCAGCGCGCUCGUCUUCUUCAGCCGGAGGACAGAUAUGCCCUUCCUCUACACCACCAGCCUGGCCAAGCUCCACUUCCCCGAGGACGCCAUGUAUGAGGUACAAGACGUGUACAGCGGGAAGACCAUCAGCGGCUUGAAGACAGGAGACGCCUUCUCGGUCGUUAUAAACCCCUCGGGGGUGGUGAUGUGGUAUCUCCGUCCCACGGCGAUCCCGGCACAGCCCUGGCACGUUGUCAGGCAGCGAGCCCCCGGCGAGGGUUUCCGCCCGGUCCUCCUGUGA
Molecule: messenger RNA, 1132 nt
Organism: Opisthocomus hoazin
Lineage: Eukaryota; Metazoa; Chordata; Aves; Opisthocomiformes; Opisthocomidae
Source: RefSeq, a predicted model, not a curated record